Messenger RNA from Colletotrichum scovillei, 1204 nucleotides. RefSeq lists its product as uncharacterized. The coding region runs from base 602 to 1204 and encodes 200 amino acids. Lineage: Eukaryota; Fungi; Ascomycota; Sordariomycetes; Glomerellales; Glomerellaceae. The record is from RefSeq and is a predicted model, not a curated record. The transcript is spliced from 3 exons.
CUGGUCCUCUAUCCACAGGUGUGCCAGUGUGGUGGUGGUCGAGGACCGUGACCGAGCGUCGUUCAGCCGACUGUGAUCAGACUUUCCCUGUCCUUAGGUUGGAGUUGUCUAGUUGUUAUUGCGCUGGGUGUCUCUGCGGUCUCUUUAUUUUUUUUUCGUGUGGCGCAGGCCUUGCAGGCUUGUUUGGAUCUUGGAUCAAAUCUCAUAUGGUUGGGGCCGUUGUCAUGCAAGACCACGGACUGGGCGUGUUUGAAGGAGGCAGUUUGAACACCUCCUUUAUUACGUGGGCUUGCUGUAGAGAGGAGGUAUAAGGAAACGGACGUCCCCCCAUCGUGCGCGCAGGUAGUUGAUCUGGCUUUUUAUUGACUGUGUGGUGUAUUCUGUUUACGUCCAUUCACAUUCGCUUGUGUCUCUUUUUGCUGGCUUGGUUUUGAGUGUUUAAUACAUAUCUUCACCUACACCUACUAAAGCGCUGCACAAGUGAAGCCAUCACGAAACGUUCGAAUAAUAUCGCAGCCAACACACCGCGUCAUUUCGCCUGUAAAGAAAGGGAUUAGAAAGUUAGGAAAACGACACCGAACAAUAAAACAUCAACGAAAAGAUGACGGGCGCAAACAACAUCAGAGGCCUCAUGGGCAAAGGCGCCCCGCCAACACCAGCCCUCUUUUCCAUCGUCCGCGUCGCCGUCCUGGUCCUCUCGCUCGCCGUGCUCGCCGCCUGCGCGUACUGCCUGUCGCUGCUGGGCGCCUACUCGAGCAGCUAUACCGGGCCGCCGGGCUUCAUGCUCUUUGUGUCCCUCUUUACCCUCCUCGUCCUAGGCGGCGCCAUGAUCCUCGAGCGGUUCGCGGCGCACCUCUACUUCCGCAUCGCCGUCCUCAUCGGCUACGGCACGAAUUGCCUGUUUUGGCUGUCGGGCUGGGCGUGGUCUGCGAGCAUCGCGGCGCUGUUCUUGGGAGAUACGUGCGUUCAGGGGACGUGUUUUGGGCCGACUACGGAGGAGAAGCGGUAUGGGGGUAGUAUGGCUGGUGCUGCUGCCGUCGGUGCAGUGAACUGGGUCUUGAUGACGAUUGUGUUGUUUUAUUACAUCAAGGGAUGUCUUUCUGACCCGGCUUGCUAUGGCGUCUCGACGGGUCACGGGUCGGAGAUGGGGAGCAUCAAGGCGGAGAGCAAGUCGCGGUCUCAGCCUUCCGUUAACGAGCCGUGA